AUGAACGCCUGUAUGGUUCUUCACGCCCGACCCGAGAUAGAAGAUUUGGCGCGAGAAGAAUGGUUUGCCGGUCGAGAGGAGAGAUUAAGAGCUCGAGAAAGAGAAGCUCAGGAGACUGAAAAACGGAGACAAGAAGUUAUUGCCAUGAUGAAGAAGGACGACGAGAAACGGGCUGCAGCCAAAGCCGCGAAGAGUUCAUGA
Molecule: messenger RNA, 201 nt
Organism: Trichophyton verrucosum HKI 0517
Lineage: Eukaryota; Fungi; Ascomycota; Eurotiomycetes; Onygenales; Arthrodermataceae
Exons: 1
Coding region: 1-201 (66 amino acids)
Source: RefSeq, a predicted model, not a curated record